Molecule: messenger RNA, 2030 nt
Organism: Medicago truncatula (barrel medic)
Lineage: Eukaryota; Viridiplantae; Streptophyta; Magnoliopsida; Fabales; Fabaceae
Product: signal peptide peptidase-like 2
Exons: 14
Coding region: 109-1740 (543 amino acids)
Biological process (GO): membrane protein proteolysis
Cellular component (GO): lysosomal membrane; Golgi-associated vesicle membrane; cytoplasmic side of endoplasmic reticulum membrane
Molecular function (GO): aspartic endopeptidase activity, intramembrane cleaving
Source: RefSeq, a predicted model, not a curated record
GUGUUGUUGUAGAUCAAAAUUGGAAGUUCAUUUUCCAAGAAGCAAAAGGGAAACUUCUCUCUUUAGUUUCAUACAUGAUGACUUGGUAAUAGAUUCAUCAAAUCUUCAAUGGCUCCAGAAAAAUUUCUCUGGUUUAUUAUUACACUUUCUUCUCUAAUUCUACUUCUCACUAAAGUUCCUUCAGUUCUAGCUGGUGACAUAGUUCAUGAUGAUUCAACUCCUAAGAAACCCGGUUGUGAGAAUCAGUUUGUUUUGGUGAAAGUGCAAACCUGGGUCAACGGUGUAGAGGAUGCAGAAUUUGUUGGCGUGGGUGCAAGAUUUGGCAGAACAAUCGUGUCUAAGGAGAAAAAUGCUCGACAGACACGGCUUGUUCUUUCAGAUCCUCGAGAUUGUUGCAGCCCUCCAAUGAAUAAGAUUGUUGGAGAUGUCAUCAUGGUGGAUCGAGGCAACUGCACAUUCACAAAAAAGGCAAAUUCUGCACAAAAUGCUAAUGCUUCGGCUAUCCUCAUCAUAAAUAACCAGAAAGAGCUUUACAAGAUGGUUUGUGAUCCUGAUGAAACUGAUUUAAGCAUACACAUACCUGCUGUUAUGCUCCCACUAGACGCAGGCACAAAACUGGAAAACAUGCUGAAGAGUACUUCAUCUGUGUCGGUUCAGCUAUACUCCCCACAACGACCAACCGUUGACAUAGCCGAAGUGUUUCUUUGGCUGAUGGCUGUUCUCACCAUAUUGUGUGCAUCAUAUUGGUCAGCGUGGAGGGCCCGAGAAGCAGCUGUUGAAUAUGAUAAGUUAUUAAGGGAUGUUUCAGAUGAAAUCUCAAACACUAAAGAUGUGGCCGUCAGUGGAGUUGUAAAUAUGAAUGCAAAAGCUGCAGUUCUUUUUGUUUUAGUUGCUUCGUGCUUCCUGUUUAUGCUUUACAAAUUGAUGUCGCCGUGGUUCAUUGAUGUUUUGGUUGUUCUCUUCUGUAUUGGUGGGAUAGAGGGAUUGCAAACUUGCUUGGUUGCACUUUUGUCAAGGUGGUUCAAGCAUGCUAGCGAAUCAUACGUUAAAUUGCCCUUCGUAGGAGCUAUCUCAUACCUGACUUUGGCUGUUACUCCAUUCUGUAUAACAUUUGCCGUUUUUUGGGCAGUUUAUCGAGACAAAUCAUUUUCCUGGAUUGGUCAAGAUAUACUUGGAAUUACGCUGAUUAUUACAGUUCUGCAGAUCGUACAUGUGUCUAAUCUCAAGGUUGGUACAGUUCUUCUCAGUUGUUCCCUCCUUUACGACUUAUUUUGGGUGUUCGUGUCGAAGAAGUUUUUCAAGGAAAGCGUGAUGAUUGUGGUAGCCCGAGGUGAUAGAAGUGGAGAAGAUGGUAUUCCAAUGUUACUAAAGUUUCCGCGCAUUUUGGACCCAUGGGGUGGUUAUAGUAUUAUCGGUUUUGGAGACAUCCUUUUACCUGGAAUGCUGGUCGCGUUCUCACUCAGGUAUGAUUGGCUGGCAAAGAAGACCCUUGUAAGUGGAUACUUUUUGUGGGCAAUGUUAGCAUAUGGCUUUGGUCUUCUAAUCACUUACGUGGCGCUAAACUUGAUGGACGGGCACGGACAACCAGCACUGCUAUACAUUGUUCCAUUUACUCUAGGGACCAUUAUUGCAUUGGCACAAAAGCGAGGAGAACUAAAGAUUUUGUGGAAGAGUGGCGAACCAGAAAGAUUCUGCCCUCAUAUCAGACUCCAUAACAGUGGAGAAUCAAGCCCCGAAUGAUAUUGUCACUUCAACCUAUUUUGAUAUGUUCUGUCUAUGUAAAUACAUGGCUGGUCUUUUGAGACACGAAAACAACACUUUCAAAGGCUUAGCAGAAUUUUAUGAAAUAGUUUAGAUUCAAUAUAAUGUCUAUUCAGAAAGUUCUACAAAUCGAUAAUUACUGUGAAACGUGCAGCAGCGGGGUUUAGUCUCAGUGUUUUUACUCUUGAUUUUUUUUUUUUGAAACGGACUCUUGAUUAAAUAUCAAUUUGUAAAAUUAAGUUUAAUUAAAAGAAUUUGCUCCAACAUAA